GAAGAAGGUAUCAACAUGCAUCGUGAUGGUUUGGAUUAAGUCAUGGACGUUGCUGUCAUGUGCUCGUCCGGGUCAGCUCCUCUUGAGGACUCAUCGGACAUGUCGGGGACAGGCAGCGUCCUGGUCUCUGUCUCUGAGCAGUAUCAAACCAUCCCGCUGCCGGAGUCUCACGCACACUUUCCUGGACAGCCAUACUCCGUGUCCGUGCUGAAGGUGGGAUACUGUCUUCCUCAGCCCGACGGGACAUUCAGAGCCGACGGGACUAUCACCCUCAUAACGGGACCCAAGACAAUUCUGGUGGACACGGGAGGACCAUGGGACCGGGACUUUCUCCUCAUGUCGCUGAAAGAGAGGGGUCUGGAACCGGGAGACAUUAACUUGGUUGUAGGGACUCACGGCCAUUCAGACCACAUUGGAAAUCUGGGACUUUUCCCAACAGCUCUCACGAUUGUAGGGUAUGACAUCAGCGAGGGGGACACGUACCGUCCCAACAGGCUGGCACAGGGACAUGCUUACACUGUUGAUGAACAUAUAAAUGUAGUUCCAAGUCCAGGCCACACAGGACAAGAUGUCAGUGUUCAGGUGAAGGGAACCUCAGCAGGCACUGUGCUUGUUGCAGGGGAUUUAUUUGAGUGCUUCUCAGACGGGGACAGCUGGCGGGAUCUCAGUCUGAACACUGCAGUACAGGAGGUCAGCCGCCAAAGGGCGUUACGCACUGCUGAUGUCAUCGUACCAGGACAUGGACCCCCAUUCAGAGUUCUCAGGAACCAAUGAACCAAGCCUAAUGACCUCAGCUCUGGAUUAUAUAAGAAAGUGACAUCAUAACAUUAGGGGGAGUUAUACAACUGAAAUGGAUCUGCUAGACAUAGGCACUGUGUGAACAAACAUGUUGACAGCUGUAAACAACAGGUGUGCAUGCACCAAAGAUUCUUUAAGGACACAUUUGAGAUCCAAUCACACAGACCACAUUUGGAGGAGCCUGGGAUGCGUGUGGCCACAUUCUUUUGUUUGUGUAAACCCUGACCCUCUACAGUUUUAUUAAGAGCCCAAAGCUUUUACAACUCAUUUUUCCCCAUAAUAAUAUUUCCCACAAUAUUGACACUGAAUGAUAUAUAUAUAUAUAUGACUUGCUGACUUGAAUGACAAUCGCAAGUCAUUCAAGUCAGCUGUUAAUGACAGCGUAAAAUAAAACUUCUAAAACCAAAUGUCCUGGGAAAUGCACACUCUGAUUAAUCAGAGUGGAAACAACAACCUAAAACAACAGAAUGAUGUGUUUUUUUUUAAGUCUAAUUCUACUCAAUUCUCCAUCUACUAACAUGGUGGAGGUGUUUUUACCUAUAUUGCAGCCAGCCACCAGGGGGCAAGAAAGAUGCAAAAGACACAAAAGGUGGGCACUGAAAUUUCACCCCAGGCUUCCUGAAGCACCUCCCACAAGUUGGAUUGGCUUGAUGGGCACUUCUUGCAUACCAUACAGUCAAGUUGCUCCCAUAACAGCUCAAGGGGUUGAGAUUUGGUGACUGUGCUGGCCACAUUACAGACAGCAUACCAGCUGCCUGGUUCUUCCCUAAAUAGUGCUUGCAUAAUUUGGAGGUGUGCUUUGGGUCAUUGUCCUGUUGUAGGAGGAAAUUGGCUCCAAUCAAGCGCUGUCCAGAGGGUAUGGCAUGUUGUUGCAAAAUGGAGUGAUAGCCUUCCUUAUUUAAAAUCCCUUUUACCUUGUACAAAUCUCCCACUUUACCAGCACCAAAGCAGCCACAGACCAUCACAUGACCUCCACCAUGCUUGACAGGUUGCGUCAGGACUCUUCCAGAAUCUUUUCACCUAUUCUGCGUCUCACAAAUGUUCUUGUGUGAUCCAAACACCUCAAACCUUGAUUCGUCUGUCCAUAACACUUUUUUCCACUCUUCCUCUGUCCAAUGUUUGUGUUUUUUUGCCCAUAUCAUUCUUUUUUUUUAUUGGCCAGUCUGCCUAGAAGGCCAGCAUCCCGGAGUUGCCCCUUACUGUUGACGUUGACACUGGCAUUUUGCAGGUACCAUUUAAAGAUGCUGCCAGUUGAGGAUGUGUGAUGCGUCUAUUUCUCAAACUAGAGACUCUAAUAUACUUGUCGUCUUGCUGAGUUGUGCACCAGGGCCUACCACUUCUCUUUCUGCUCUGGUUACAGAACGUUUGUGCUGUUCUCUGAAGGGAGUAGUUCACACUGUUGUAGGAAAUUUUCAGUUUCUUCAAAAUUUCUCACAUUGAAUAGCCUUCAUUUCUAAGAACAAGAAUAGACUGGCGAGUUUCACAUGAAAGUUCAAAUUUUCAGGCCAUUUUGAGAGUAUAAUCUAACUCACAAAAGGGAUGCUCCAGAUACUCAACUAGCUCAAAGGAUGGCCAGUUUUAUAGCUUCUCUCACCAGCUAAACAGUUUUCAGCUGUGCUAACAUAAUUGCACAAGGGUUUUUCAAGGGUUUUUCUAAUCAUGUCAUGUCUUCUAAGGCGAUUAGCAAACACAAUGUACCAUUAGAACACUGGAGUGAUAGUGACUGGAAAUGGGCCUCACCUCAUUAACGUAAUGUAAAGAGUGUAUUAAUGAUUAAUUUAAUGUAAUCUUUAUUGAAAAAAACAGUGCUUUUCUUUGAAAAUUAGGAAAUUUCUAAGUGACCCCAAACUUUUGAACGGUAGUGUAUAUAUAUUGAUUUUUUGUUACUAUUUCAAAUGAAUAAAACCUUGUCAUGGUAUUUA
This is a messenger RNA of Platichthys flesus (European flounder), 2720 nucleotides long. RefSeq names its product metallo-beta-lactamase domain containing 1 (gene mblac1). The record is from RefSeq and is a predicted model, not a curated record. The coding region runs from base 43 to 774 and encodes 243 amino acids. The transcript is spliced from 2 exons. Lineage: Eukaryota; Metazoa; Chordata; Actinopteri; Pleuronectiformes; Pleuronectidae.